GUGUUAUUAUCAUGAACCACCGAACAAGAAUGGACUGGAUGUUCCUGUGGAAUUGUCUGAUAAGAUACAGCUACCUCAGAUUGGAGAAAAUUUGCCUCAAAGCCAGUCUCAAAAGUGUUCCUGGAUUUGGAUAAUAAUCUCAGGGUAAUCAGGUUUCAUUAUUGGCUUCCCUUAGAAUAGCAAUCCCAGAAAACGAGUAGAAAACUGCGAGUCUCUUUAUGACCUGACCUCAGAACUCACAUAGUGUCACACUGAUCCUCAGUGAGUGUGGAGAGGGAGUGUAGCCAUCACAUUUUAACGGAAAAUGUGUAUCAAGAAUCUCAGUAUUUUAAAAACUGUCAUGUUUCUGAAAAGACUGAUCAAGAAAGAAAAGAGAAGGCACAUAUUGCCAGCAGCAAAAUGAUGAUGUCUUAUUUACUACUCCUAAUUCUACGUGAGAUAUAGUAGCAGGAUAUUAAGACUAGCAUCAUGCCAGUGUGUAUGAAAUCAGCAAGUCAGACAGAAAAUACAACUGACAGAAUCUGACAGCACUGACUUAAAAUGAAGAAGAAAAUGAAAAAGUCACAGUCGUGUGUCCAAUAAAAAGAGAUUAACUCCAUAAAAAGCCUUCUUACAAAAAGUUUUUGGUAAUUCAUGUCAGUUACUUGAUUUUCUUCACUCUUUCAAAACCAGUUAUCAAGUCAACAAGCAGGAGAAGUAAACCAAAUACCACCCAUCUCUUCAGCAUAGCUGGGAGACAGAGAAAAUUACCGUAACUUCCCAAUUAUUAUAAAUAGAGAAAUUCUCCAGGAUUUCCUUCUGUCCUCCCACCUUUGCCUUCUCACUGUGGGUACUAAGAGUGGAGAGAGAAGGCUUCAGAGUAGAGAGGCGUGAGCUACUCAGAAAUAUAAGCAAACCAUCCCUAGAAAGAGAAAGUCUAAUACUUAAUACCAAAAUGCCUGAGCACAAGUCAGGCAAAGUAGUUCACAGCAGCUCAAGGUAAAGGAAAAUGAUUUGAGAGAGAGUAGGGCCAGAGGCAGCCUCCAGGAAGCAGGAGAAUCGGAUCUGUUGAAGAAGAGGCAACUCCCCUUAGAAGUGGGCAGUGGAGGAAACAAGGAAUGAAGGAAAUUAAGACUCCUGCAAGAUAAAAGAGAACCAAGAAGCAACUUCCUUCCCCUUCACCCCUCCACCCAAAAAGGUUGGGCCAUGCAGGCUGCUGCCUACAUCUUUAUUCAUAGGAAGUGGAAGGAUGACAAGAGCCAUUUUGAAGACAUGAUUGAUUAUUUUUGUGAUAUCCAUGAACCACUUCAGCUCCUCAUAUUCCCAGAAGGGACUGAUCUCACAGAAAACAGCAAGGCUCGAAGUAAUGAUUUUGCUGAAAAGAAUGGACUUCAGAAAUAUGAAUAUGUUUUACAUCCCAGAACUACAGGCUUUACUUUUGUGGUAGAACGUCUAAGAGAAGGUAAGAACCUUGAUGCUGUCCAUGACAUCACUGUGGCUUAUCCCCACAAUAUUCCUCAAACAGAGAAGCACCUCCUCCAUGGCAACUUCCCCAAGGAAAUCCACUUCCACGUCCACCGACAUCCAGUAGACACCCUCCCCAAGUCCAGGGAGGAGCUGCAGCUCUGGUGCCACAAGCGGUGGGAGGAAAAGGAAGAGCGACUGCAUUCCUUCUACCAGGGAGAGAAGAAUUUCUAUUUUACUGGACAGAGUGUAAUUCCGCCUUGCAAGUCUGAGCUUAGGGUCCUUGUGGUCAAGUUGCUCUCUAUACUGUACUGGACCCUGUUCAGCCCUGCAAUGUGUCUGCUCAUAUAUUUGUACAGCCCUGUUAGGUGGUAUUUUAUAGUCACCAUUAUAAUCUUCGUGCUGCAAGAGAGAAUAUUUGGUGGACUAGAAAUCAUUGAACUUGCAUGCUACCGUCUUUUACACAAGCAGCCACAUUUAAACUUAAAGAAAAAUGAUUAAGAUGGUUAGACUUACCUUUUAAAACUAAAGGGAUAUUUUGGAAAUGUUCUAAGCCUUUGUAAACUGAGAUGCAUUUUUGCAUGAUUGUCAGAUAUUUCUUACUAUCAUCAUUAUUUGUUAAAGAUAUUUUGCACUUAAUUUUGUGGGGAAAAUAUUGCUACAAUUUUUUUUAAUCUCUGAAUGUAAUUUCGAUGCUGCGUAUGUAGCAGGAAUCGAUCGCUGUGAAAUAACUUGGGCCAUAUUAUUAUUAAACAAUCAUCAGGCUGUUAAUAGACAAGGUAUGCACAAGUUCUCCUGAAGGCCCAAUCCUCUAACCUGACACACUCGCCAGAUCAGAUGCAGGUCUGGAAUUCAUGAGCACUGGCCCAACAAGCACUGGUACUUGACUGCCUAACUCACCCCCAGAUGUGAGCACCCUUCCUCCACACAGCCACGCACAUGGUGCCCAGGCUCCCUCCAUGGGCCCCGCCUGUAUCCUUUCUAUGCCAAUCAAACCAUCCCAUCCUCCCUUAAGAUCAGCCUCCCUUAUCCCCAAACUGAUCUACAUAGGAAGCUCCUCAUUCUUCAUAGUAUCUUGUGCUGACCAAGCUGUCAAAAGACCACCUGUGUGCUUUCCUCACAUGGGAAAAUCACACCUGCACAUGACUCAGGGAGCAACCACAGACUCUCCACUCGGAAACCUUAGUUUGGAUUUCAAAAGAUAGGAAUUACUUCUAGUUCUUCAUUUAUCCUCAAUCUUGCAUGCUUAGUGCUGGUUCCUUACAACUUGGCAGAUGUUGCUUUUUCUGUUAAAAAUGGCAGGCAUGUAGCCACAUGCUGUCUUAGAGGCAUGCUGAGAAGAACAUCCUGUUAUUGCAGACAGAAACUGUCUUGUGAAAUAUUUCUUUAAAAUCUACCAAAAAAGGAAGGUUAUUGUUUUCUACAUGUGCAUGGGUAUCUAGCUUCUGCCAUUAAAACAACCACAAAAAUGCAGACAUGGCAGUAAUGGUUUAUCCUAAAUUAUUCAAGCCUUGUCACUUUGAUAAAUUUCACACGAGGAUAACACAAAAUGAAUCCUCUUCAAUGAUAGCAGGGAAUCUCUCUUUUUAGUCCCAGGCUUUCUCUUUCAAUAGGAAUAUUUAAAACCACUUGGAUCAACUGUUUGCCUAAAUAUUUCUGUCACUUGGAGUCAGUGGAAAAUCCAGUGAACCAGAAGCACCAUCUCCUUCUGAGGCAAAAGGAGCAUGUCAUUGUUUCCAACCCACUAGAGCUGUGCCCUCCCUUGUUUGCCAUGUAAUAGGGACAGUGGUCAGAACUGCAAAAGUAUGAGCCUAUUAAAGGUCUUCAGCUGCUGGCUGGUCUGUGAGCUCUACUGCUGCAGUGAGCUAGUUCCAGAGCUACUUACUGCUUUAUGUUCUCUUGGGGCAUGAAUGCCUUCUCUUUGGUGACAUCUCAUUUUUGCUUGACAGUGACUUUUACCCAGUAGUUCAAUCGUGCAUUGCCAUGAAAGGUAAGUACAUCUUGAGCUGAACUUACUGAACAAAUUCUAUGAGAAAGCACUGGUUGGGGCAGAACACUGUGGACACAUUGUUUUUAUUGAGAGAGUACUAACUAGUGUCCUAUUGAAACCACCAACCGGCACUUAACUGUUUCUUCAAAGCCGCUGUUGAGCCAGGCUCACCUGAAAUCUCAUCUACUCCAGAGGCCGAGGCAGGAGGAUGCCACGUUCAAGGCCAGCCUGGGCAACUUUGCAAGGCCCUGUCUCAAAAUAAAAAGGGCUGGGGGUGUGGCACAAUGGUAGCUGCGCCCCAGGGUUCAGUCCCCAGCAUGGCAGGGUCUGCUCUUGCUCCUAUGGGGAGCUUACUAAUUACUCAGGCACAUCUUCCAGCCCAGCUAUUCACUUUUGUGCAGUUUAAGGAUUUUUUGAAACAAAAACCAGCUUGUUCCUUCCCUCAAUGAAAGAGGUUUCUAACUGAAGUCUCUCCAAGACUUCUUUGGGUCGUAUUUAAACACAGAAAUAGUGUAACGAUCAGGAUUGCAUUUGUCCUGGUAAAAAAGAUCAGCCAUGUUUGCACCCCAGGGUUGACAGCCUGUCUUCCCUACACACUUCUCACAUUGCGACUACCUUGGAACUGCGAGUCCUCUGACUCUGAAACCUUUAAAGGGGAACAUCUUUUUUCUCUUUUUAUCAUAGAAAAUGUGUUCAAGAGAAAAUUCAAAUUUUGUUUUACUCAAAUUUUAUUUAUACUCAAAAUUCAUAAUUACAAAGCACUAAAAUUGGUAAACAGACACUGUACUUGCUUUAAGAAUUAGAAAUAACUCCCAAAAAGCAAGUCUAUGAUUUUGUGGAAGGAAGUCUUUUUUAAUCGUAAUUAUUCGUGUUGAUCUACACAUUUAACUGUGUUUAAAGCCUGUUUCUUUUUAAUUUAAAAAAUUAGAGAACUAUAGUUAAUGAUUUGGCGCUUAGAACUAUUUAAAGUCGAUACUGAAACAUCACAUGCUUUAGAGCAGCUCCAGUAAUCGUGACAGUCCUGUUUGCCCUGCCAUGCUGCCCGCCAUCCCCAUGGGCUCAGGGCAGCACCAAGUCUUGCCCAGCCAACCACGUUCUACUCACUGCUCCCUCAGUCCUUCGAAGGUGACUUUGAAAUGUUCACAGUGCUAUUUGUCCAGUUGCCAAAUUUACCAUUCUAAAGGUUCUAAGGAGAGCAAGGGUGGUUUAUGUACAGUAUGAGCCACUGUACUUAAAAUAUAAGCCUGACAAGAAGUCAUGUUGACUGGGUGACAAGUUCUUACAUCACACAUCUUUUAUGAAACAAGCCAAAGUAAUUCAAAAAUUCAGUUGGAUAAUAUAGUGAAAGACUUAAAAUGUUCAAAAGAGCCCAUCAUUUUAGACUCCAAGUAAUUCUUCCUAUGCCGUCAAAAUGCAUAUUAGAGGAAAAUAACAGCUUCCACGUAACGUCGCUUUGAAAUGAGUUACUACAGCAGCGCCAUGUCAAGACUGGGAUAUUGGUGGCCAAGACUGAGUUUUUGCAGACACGUUCUGUUUCCUCUGGAUUUCACGCUCUGGCCCAACAACACUCCUGUGCUCUCUUCCAGUAAGGACUAAUGGAGGAGCCUGUUGGUGUUAAAUUGUUUACAUUUCUUUAUAUAAAUAAUGUGCUUUCAGUGCCUUAGUUUGGGUCUCUUUCUUUUUCUUGUUCAAGAAUUCUGCAGUGCAUUUCUUGGGUAAAGUCUAUUGCUGCUGUUCAGUGGGAGAAAAAUGGUCUAUAAGCACUAGUCACUGGGUAACACCGCUCGGUCACAGGUGGGGAGGAGCACUCGGUGCCGAGGCAGUGGUGGCCCUACAGUGCUCACAGUACGCAUGCUGUAGAAGAUGAAAGUGGUUCUGUCACGCGGGGAACUUUGGUUGACAUGUGACCCUGCGGUUGUCUUGUACCUUCCUUAACAUUUUUAUUUCAAAAGAGAAUCUUGGUUUUGGUAAUUCGUUUUUUUUUAAAGAUCGUUAUGUGGAGAACACCAAGUUUUAAAAAUAACUCACAGAAUGGCCUUAGUUUUCAGCGUCUACUGGUGUGUUUUGUGAGUCGUGUUAUCUGUGAUACACAUCCAGAAUAAAGUAAAGUAAAUGAAAUAGGA
Molecule: messenger RNA, 5556 nt
Organism: Sciurus carolinensis (gray squirrel)
Lineage: Eukaryota; Metazoa; Chordata; Mammalia; Rodentia; Sciuridae
Gene: Lclat1
Product: lysocardiolipin acyltransferase 1
Exons: 5
Coding region: 1186-1944 (252 amino acids)
Cellular component (GO): endomembrane system
Molecular function (GO): acyltransferase activity
Source: RefSeq, a predicted model, not a curated record